Messenger RNA from Adineta ricciae, 2391 nucleotides. The record is from the annotation of a GenBank genome assembly. NCBI's taxonomy places the organism in Eukaryota, Metazoa, Rotifera, Eurotatoria, Adinetida, Adinetidae.
AUGCUUUUGGAAAAAGAACUCCAUCGGAAGACUAUACAACACUAUCGAGGUAUUGAUCUUCGUUCAUUGAUUGAAGGAAAACCACUUUUACGAACGUAUUUGCAAGCUUGUUUGCCAUACGGACAGACGUUUCUGUUUGUUCAUUUCUCGGCCUAUUUCAUAGAAAGUGAAUCAUUCAAUCAACCAAAAUUCGAUUAUAAUGCCACAUGGAAUCCUAAUGCUAUAACAGUCGCCAAUAUUAGCAGUGUUGGAACUACACCAACUAAUCUAUUCAUAGAUACUAAUAACACACUUUAUAUAUCUGCGCUUGGCUUUCAUCGUGUCCAAGUUUGGUUUGAGGGGUAUACCAUACCGACUAAAACCUAUUCUACAAUACCUAACAGCCCGUACUCUGUUUUUGUUUCGGAUGAUGAAGCCUUUUACGCUAGCAUAGAUUCGAAUCCUUCUUAUAUACUCAAAUGGAACCUAUCCGCAAAUCAUAGUAUAAAUAUCUUGAAUACAGGUGUAUCCUGUUAUAGUUUAUUCGUCGAUGCUGAAAACAACUUAUACUGUUCCAUGAAUACUCUUCAUUUAGUCACUAAAACGGUGUUUAAUAACAGUGUCUCUUUGACAAGAACAGUUGCUGGAAAUGGUUCUAAUGCUUCACUUUCAAGCAUGCUAAGUGGACCGCGUGGAAUUUUUGUGGAUCGCUGUUUAACCCUCUACGUAGCAGACUGUGGUAAUAACAGGAUUGCGGUAUUCCAGUCUGGACAGUUGAAUGCUUCCUCAAUACUAGGAAACCUUACCGACCAAUUCCAGUGUCCUAGUGGAAUUACAAUGGACGCCGAUGGAAAUUUAUUCAUUGUCGACUGUAAUAAUUUUCGAAUUGUCAGAUCCACAUCCGGUGGAUUCUCUUGUGUAGUUGGAUGCACUGGUGCUGCUGGAUCUUCAUCUGACAAACUGAAUCAACCGGCAGCUCUAAGCUUUGAUAGUUACGGCAAUUUGUAUGUUGUGGAUACUUACAAUAAUCGCGUCCAAAAGUUUUUCUUGACAAAAAACAUGCCUAUCACACCAUCAUCGAAUACUGUUCAAACAACUACGACAGCUACUCAAGCUUCAAUUUCUCAUACGACAGAUUUAAAAACUACUUUCUAUUUCACAGCGACAACUUCGGAUGACAGCACCACUAUACUGAUCAACAGUAAUAUCACUCAACAAAUAUCUACAGUUUUUCGUGCAUCGCCGUGUGCUAAUUCAUCAAUUAUUGGUUCUCACUGUAAUAUCACCAGUACCCCUUGUCAAAUUUUACAACCAUGCAAAAAUUCGGCCAACUGCACCAACAACGUCACGACUUAUACUUAUAUAUGCUCGUGUUUACCCGGCUUCAACGGUACUCAUUGUGAAUUCGAUCGGCGACCGUGCAAACCAAACACUUGUUCCAAUCAUGGUACAUGCAAUGCAACGUCCAACACUACGUUCAUUUGCACGUGUUUAGUCGGCUGGCAAGGCGUUCAAUGUGAGCUGGCAGUGGAUUACUGUGCAAAUGUCACGUGUGAAAACAAAGCUGUUUGCCGUUCGUUGUCAAAUGACUACGAGUGCGGAUGUAUUAGUGAAAGUUAUACUGGCCGUCAUUGCGAGCAGACAUCCAGCACACAAGUAGUGCAUCAAGUAGUUACAAAAACGAUUGGUUAUAUUGGCAUCGUUGCAAUCAUCAUUUGUGUAUCGUUCAUUGCUCUAAUGGACAUAUUGAAAUUUGGUUUUGGAAUGUAUCCGAAAGAGAAAAAAUCGACACAGAAACAGAAGCGUAAACGUCAGUUAGCGUUUUCUGACGAUUAUCUUGAAACUACGUCGUGUUUUGAACAUUGGUUUUAUAGCGGAAGAAGUCUUUAUGUUGAUCAUGUAAAUAAUGAUUUAUACUGUGCACUCGGUGACAGAGAUCGGGUGAUCAAAGCUUCGCUCAAUAGUAGUACGAAUCUAACAACAACAGUCGCUGGGAAUGGAACCAGUGAUUCGGCUGUAAACAUCAUGGAUACGCCACGAGGCAUCACUAUACACCCUGACUUCAGUUUACAUGUGACAGACUAUGAAAAUAGUCGUGUCCAGCUUUUCGAACUAUACAGUACAACAAUAAUGGGGUGGGGUGUGGAUAAGAGUGCGUCAACAUGUGCCGAUUCAUCAAUUAAAGGCAUGCACUGUAUCAAUAACAAGAAUAACAUCACCAUGACUUAUACCUGUACUCGCUCGUGUUCAGCCGGCUGUCAAGACGUUCAGUAUGAGCUGGCAACGGAUUACUGUGCAAAUGUCACGUGUGAAAACAAGGCUAUUUGCCGUUCGUUGGCAAAUGACUACGAGUCCGAAUGCAUUAGUGGAAGUUAUACUGGCCGUCACUACGAGCAUACAUCCAGUACAUAA